Messenger RNA from Polistes canadensis, 2829 nucleotides. RefSeq names its product kelch-like ECH-associated protein 1 (gene Keap1). NCBI's taxonomy places the organism in Eukaryota, Metazoa, Arthropoda, Insecta, Hymenoptera, Vespidae. Bases 568 to 2427 code for a protein of 619 amino acids. The record is from RefSeq and is a predicted model, not a curated record. Gene Ontology annotation, molecular function: protein binding. The transcript has 7 exons.
AAGAUAUAUUUGUAUUCGUAAAUAGAGGAAAAGAAUAGAGAUACGUGAUUCGUAGUAAGAGAAAGUACGAUUGCGCUUCUUUUAAAUAUGCUUGCACUGUUACGAUUGAUGGCGGGAGGUAUGAGAGUACAAGCAAAGUUAGUAGGCGCAGCUUAACGAUGCUCAUUGACGCUGUUGCUUUUAAAAACUAACAAUAAGAGAAAAAGAAAGAGAAAGAGAAAAAGAGAGAGAUAGAUCUUUGAUUUCUGACCAUGACGAAGCGCGAUCGCAAGAGAUUGAAAUCCUUCCUUCGCGCCGUAACACGUGCGCAUGGAAAUUAUUCUACGUUUGAAGCGACAAACGCGUUCAGUGACAUCGCAUCUAUCGCGACUGAUCGCAGCGUUGUUUAAUCCCUGCGUCAUCGUACAUGACCAUCGAUACAAUCAGUCGUUGCUGGCCGAUCGAAAUAUGUUCGUUGUCUAAUGACUAUCCGUAUGUCUAUGAUAACUUAUUUUGAUCUUACCAAUGAAUAUUAUCGUUAUUCUCAAAAAUUAUCCUGAAACAUAAGACUUCCUGAUUAUAACUUUAAUGGAUGGAGAAGAAAAUUGUCAACAGAAUAAAGAAGCUUGCGGGAAACAUGGAUUAAAAUCAACAAUGCAAACUGAAGGAGAAAGUGUUCAUUACGAUUCUCCUAGUACAUCUACACAUGCAGAUCUUGGAGAUAUGACAUUUUAUAUGAGUAAUUACCUUAAGGAUGCUAUGAAAAUGAUGUUUAUGAUGAGAAGUCAUCAUAUGCUUACCGAUGUCAUACUUGAAGUAGGAACAGAAUUAUUUCAUGCUCAUAAGGUUAUUUUAGCUGCUGCCAGUCCAUAUUUUAAGGCCAUGUUUACUGGUGGAUUAAAAGAAAGUGAAAUGACAAGGAUAAAACUUCAAGGAGUUUGUCCAACCGCCAUGGCUCGCUUAAUGUGUUUUAUGUAUACUGGUCAAAUAAGUGUAACAGAAAUAACUGUGUGUUCUUUACUAUCCGCUGCUACAAUGUUUCAAGUUAGUAAUGUAAUAGAUGCAUGUUCUGUAUUUUUGGAAAGACAAUUGGAUCCUACAAAUGCAAUUGGAAUUGCAAAUUUUGCAGAACAGCAUGGUUGUCAAAAUUUAUAUCAUAAAGCAAAUCGAUUUAUCGUACAACAUUUUAAUCGGAUAUGUCAAGAAGAAGAGUUCUUGCAACUUUCUGCGAUGCAGUUAGUAUCAUUGGUACGAAAAGAUGAACUCAAUGUUCAAGAAGAAAGAGAAGUUUAUAAUGCAGUUUUGAAAUGGGUGAAAUACAAUGAAGAAGCAAGAGGUCCUAAGAUGGAACAUAUAUUACAAGCUGUACGCUGUCAGUAUCUUACACCAAAUUUUCUGCGCGAUCAAAUGAAAAAUUGUGAUGUUUUAAAGAAAGUGCCUGCAUGUCGUGAAUACCUUGCUCAAAUAUUUAAAGACUUGACGCUUCAUAAAAAACCAAUAGUGAAAGAAAGAACACCUAAUACGCCAAGAGUAAUUUAUAUAGCUGGUGGAUUUUUACAACAUUCUUUAGAUGUUUUAGAAGGAUAUAAUGCAGAUGACAAAACAUGGACUACGCAUUCAACACUCAUAUUUCCACGUUCUGGAUUAGGAGGUGCAUUCCUAAAAGGCAUGUUUUAUGCUGUUGGUGGUAGGAAUAAUACGCCUGAAACUAGAUACGAUUGUGAUUGGGCAGAUCGAUACAAUCCAUUAACAGAUCAAUGGAGAACUUGUAGCCCAAUGUCAGUUCCAAGAAAUCGUCUUGGAGUUGCUGUUAUGGAUGGAUUAUUGUAUGCUGUAGGUGGUAGUGCUGGUGCAGAGUAUCAUAACAGUGUUGAAUGUUAUGAUCCAGAUCAAGAUAUGUGGACUAAUGUAAAACCUAUGCAUAUUAAGAGAUUAGGUGUUGGUGUAGCGGUUGUUAAUAGACUACUUUAUGCAAUUGGUGGCUUUGAUGGAAAGAAUAGACUUAAUUCUGUAGAAUGCUAUCAUCCUGAAAAUGAUGAAUGGACAAUGGUUUCAUCUAUGAAAUGUAGUCGUUCAGGAGCAGGAAUUGCUAGUUUAGGUCAAUAUAUAUAUGUCAUAGGUGGAUAUGACGGAUCGUGCCAAUUAAAAUCAGUUGAACGAUAUGAUACAGAACGUGACGUGUGGGACUAUGUCAGUAGUGUUUCUAUUGCACGUAGUGCAUUAAGUGUUACAGUUCUUGAUGGAAAAUUAUAUGCAAUGGGAGGUUACGAUGGAUCAUCGUUUUUAAAGAUCGUUGAAAUUUAUGAUCCUGUUAAAGAUCAAUGGGAACAGGGAAUAGAUAUGACAUUUGGAAGAUCUGGUCAUGCAAGUGCUGUGUCUUAUCAUUUAUGUCCAAUACAUUGCGAUUACUUAGAUCAUAAUAUAACUUUGAACGGAGGUCCAUUAUGAUAUAAUUAUAUAAUUUUAAUGCUAAUUUAUAUAUUAAUAAGCCAACAACAAAAAAUGAAAUCAUUCUUGAAAAGGAAAAUUAUGAAAAAUCAAUAUAAAAAUUAGAAAAAAUAUCCAAUCAUAAUUGAUCAAAGGUAAAAUGAUAAAAGUAUGAAUACUUGCACACAACCAGACUGAUAUAUGUAUUUUUGGUAAUAGUGUUAAAUUAAUCUAGUUCCUAAGGUCUAUAAUAAGUAAUAAAGGCCAAGAUUUAUACUGGAAGCCCAGAUAAGUAUAUUUAAUAUAAAUAUCAUGUAAAGAAGCUCGUGACGUCCAUUAAGAUAGGUUCACUUGUAAUAUGUAAAUCAUUUUUAUAAUAUUAUAAAUAAUAUUUAACAUGUUGUACAUAUUUAUAACAUAAAU